AUGACGCAGACGCUCAUUCAAUGGAAUAGCCGGGGAUACCGUCGCAACUAUAGCGACCUCCGGGCAAUCCUCCAGGAGCAGCAUCCACUCUGUGUAUGCAUCCAGGAGACAAUGCUCGGAAACCUUACUCCGACCCCCCCGCAAAACUACAACAUAGAGACCUUCUCAGACUCCCCCAACCCCAGACCCGGAACCGGACUCCUGAUCCUCGUCAGGCGUGACGUAGCGUUGCUCAGACUACCGAUCACCUCCCAGCUACAAGCAAUGGCCGUCCAAACAAACAUAAAUAAUAAAAUCCAUACAAUUUGCAAUUUUUAUAUACCACCGGGACACAGACUGACCCUAGCGGAUGCGGGACCUGCACGAGCAGCUGUCGCGACCCUUCCUAAUCCUCGGAGACUUCAAUGGCAAGCACACUGCAACUACAUUAUAGAUCAAAUAGGGAGGACUAUUGAACACUUUAUAACAAACUGCAACAUCUGCCUCCUGAACACGGGCGAAACCACCCACCUGCAUGUACAGACGGACACAACAUCAGCCAUCGAUCUGAGCCAAUGCACACCCGACAUCGUCAACAACGCCCGUUGGUCGGUGAUGAGUGACACGUAUGGCAGCGACCACUUCCCUAUACACAUUGACUUUACGAUCCACCAGCCCUUACCCACAGAGCCCAGAUACAUCAUGAAAAGAGCCGACUGGAAGACCUUUAGAGCACUAACCCGCAUGCCUGAACCAGAACUAGACUUACCAGUAGACGAAAUGACAAGAGACUUCACAGACACCAUCCGAAUGGCAGCGAAUGUAGCGAUUCCCCGCUCCAAAGGUGGAGCUGUCCGUCACCGUGUCCCAUGGUGGAACGAUGACUGCGCUCGCGCAAACCUAGACAGGAAACGAACCUUACGCCGUUUUCAGCGCACUGGCAACAUUGCCGAUAAAAUAGCAUAUAAAAGAGCAAGAGCAAUCGCCCAAUACACUAAAGAUACAGCUCGGAAAGAAUCCUGGAAACGAUACGUCUCCUCAUUGAACUCUGAAACCCCUAUGUCCAAAAUUUGGCAACGCAUCCGGAAGAUCGCUGGAAGACCGGGCCUCACGCGGCCCUGUCUGAGGAUCAACGGCGCGCCGACGACGGACCCGCAGGUAGUGGCUACAGAACUGGCCCGAUAUUUCGCUGAUAUUAGCAGUGGACAACACUACCCUCGCCCGUUCCUCUAUCUCAAACACCAACAAGAACAGCAACAUCUUGACUUUAGAACGGACCACCAAUACUCUUACAACGAUCCAAUCACCUACCUGGAAAUCUUCAACGCACUGCAACAAUCCACAAGGAAUACCAGCCCAGGACCGGAUGGCAUCCACAAAAAGGUGUUAAAGAAGAUGCACCCUACAGCAAUCACAGCCCUGCUUGCAAUAUACAACAAAAUCUGGACCUCGCACUCAUACCUAACACAAUGGCGAACAGCCACUGUCCUGGCCUUCCUCAAGCCUGGUAAACCCCCGUCUGAAACAUCCAGCUACCGUCCAAUCGCCCUGACUAGCUGUGUGGGUAAAAUCAUGGAGAAAAUAGUCAAUAACAGAUUAAUACAGCACUUGGAAUCUCAACAGUUAAUCUCUCCCGUGCAAUACGGUUUUCGACCUCUCAGAGGCACCACCGAGGCACUCAUCAGGCUGCAAAACCACAUUGUCAACAACAAUACCGAAGGAAAACACACAAUAUGCGUUUUCUUUGAUAUGCAAAAAGCAUACGACACCACAUGGCGACACGGAAUCAUGCAAUUUAUCGACAGGAACGGAAUCAGGGGCAAUAUGGCACAGUUCAUCCAAGAAUUCUUACGACGGCGCUCCUGCAGAGUGAAGGAGGACACAUCUCUGUCACCCCUGCAGCCGCAGACGCAGGGGGUACCGCAGGGUAGCGUGAUAAGUUGCACACUUUUCUUAAUGGCAAUUAAUGAUAUCACCACCGCCUUACCUCCGAACGUACAAUCAUCACUCUACGUUGAUGACUUCAUGAUCUACGCAUCAUCCAGAUACCUACCGACCCUCACGCGCAAAAUACAGAUUGCCAUUAACCGCGUUAACCAAUGGACAACAACUCAUGGGUUCUCCUUUUCCAACGAAAAAACGACGGCUAUACACUUCAAACGUGCACGCUCCAUCGAACAGCCUCCUCAACUAUCCCUUCAAGGCAGACCGAUUAUCAUAUCCCAAACUGCUAAAUUCCUCGGGAUGACCUUCGAUUGCAGGCUCUUGUGGAAGCCCCACGUACAGGCUCUGAAAGGCGGAUGCCUAAAGAGAAUGAACCUGCUGAGACACGUGGCCGGCCUGACAUGGGGAGCCGACAGACUAACCCUGUUACGCCUCUACAGAGCCACAAUCAGAUCUAAGUUAGACUACGGCUGCAUCAUAUACCAAUACGCUAAUAAAGCAACACUAUCUGCACUGGACUCCGUCCAUCAUUCAGCUAUACGAAUAUGCACCGGAGCCUUUAGAACAUCACCUGUCCUCAGUUUACAUGCAGAGAGCGGUGAACCUCCACUCUACCUUCACCGAGUACAGCUCACUCUACAGAUGAUAGCCCGCCUCAAGCAACUACCUCAAUCCCCAACAUGGCGCAGCGUUAUAACUGAAGAUCAACCAAACAAUUUUCCAUACAAUAUCCCGUCAUCCGAAGACUAUGAAACACUGCUUGCAACAACGCAGGCUCAUACGAACGGCGCAGUGGGAUGUGCAGCUGCGGCCGGCGCAGCGGUGGUGUCAAGGAGACUCAGUUCAAGCUCGUCAAUCUUCGCCGCUGAGCUCGUCGGUGUCAGCUGUGCCCUUAGCCUCAUAGACCAACUGCCCGGAGACGACUUUACAAUAUUUGUAGACUCCAAAAGUAUGGUGCAAGCUUUGAGAGCUUAUAAUAGCAGGCACCCCAUCGUCCGGGAGAUCCUAACCGGGCUGCUGCGCCUGGCGGGGACGGGGAGAGCGGUGAGCGUCUGCUGGGUGCCCGGACACGUGGGGGUGCGAGGCAACGAGAGGGCGGAUGAGGCGGCGGUAAACGCCGCCUCUUCGGACCAGGCGAUCCAUAGCGAUCAAGUCCCUAGCCGGGACCACUACCCUAUCAUCAAGGCAAGCAUCCGCCAUAUCUGA
Hyalella azteca is the source of this 3129-nucleotide messenger RNA. RefSeq names its product RNA-directed DNA polymerase from mobile element jockey. Gene Ontology annotation, molecular function: RNA-DNA hybrid ribonuclease activity; nucleic acid binding. The transcript is spliced from 2 exons. Lineage: Eukaryota; Metazoa; Arthropoda; Malacostraca; Amphipoda; Hyalellidae. The record is from RefSeq and is a predicted model, not a curated record. Bases 1 to 3129 code for a protein of 1042 amino acids.